AUGCACGUUCUCCUCCUCCAGGAGCUGGCGCGCAGGCUGCACGCGGAGCGCGCCGCCUCCGCGGCCGAGGCGGCGGAGCGCUGCGACGGCGCGGGCGAAUCCUGCGCGGGCCGCGAGCGCUGGAGCUUUUGCGAGUGGCUCUCGGGGAAGGUCUGCCAGCCGCUGGCGGAGGCGCUGGCCGCCCCGCUGGCCGAAGCCGAGCGCGGCCAGCUUGACUUUUCGCUCGUCCAGGCGCUCGGCCAACUGGAGCUCGAGCGCGACGGCACGGCGAGGGAGGUCGUCGUAGGCCUGCUGCGCAGCGGCGGCGUUCUCGAGAAGCUCGCCGACGUGAUCGUUGGGAUGGCGAAGGAGCUCACGCGGGCGCAGGCCGCCACGGCCGGCGAGAUGAACUGCAAGUUCGCGAGCGAGCCGGGCUCGUUCUGCUUCUCCUACGGCACCCAGAGCGACUUCUUCGGGGGGCUGGAGGAUCUCAUUGGCUCGCCCGACCCGAGGGUGGAGAGAGCAAUGAUGCGCGAGCACUGUGAUGCGGAGGACUCCGCUGUCGAGUGGACGACUCAGAACUACGGGGUGACAACCACGCCGGAGAUAGAGUGGCACUUCGUGGCAGGGAAAAACAAAGACCCUCGGAUAGCCCGGCGGUCGCAUGACGUGUUUCGGUCAGGAUCGAGGACCCUCGGAUCCGUUCAGGAAGACCACGGCGGCAAAGGUAGCCCGCGCCCUGAGGCGGGCGACGCGAGCUCCGAGUGGAAGUGGCCCGAGGAGACGGUCACGGAGUACCGCCGCCAGUGGAGGGACAUCGGCGACUUCAAGGACGUGUUCGAGGGGAUCAACGCGAAGUUGAGGGACAAGGGUGAGCAGCCGCUGGACCUACCCGAGUGGCUCGGAGGCCGCCUCUACACUGGUCCCAUGUUCGAGAAGUAUCCGGGUGUGCUGACGCAUAGCCACGUCAUUGCGCUGGGGGAAUUUGCACG
Messenger RNA from Prorocentrum cordatum, 971 nucleotides. The record is from the annotation of a GenBank genome assembly. Lineage: Eukaryota; Dinophyceae; Prorocentrales; Prorocentraceae.